Molecule: messenger RNA, 648 nt
Organism: Cryptosporidium ubiquitum
Lineage: Eukaryota; Apicomplexa; Conoidasida; Eucoccidiorida; Cryptosporidiidae
Exons: 1
Coding region: 1-648 (215 amino acids)
Source: RefSeq, a predicted model, not a curated record
AUGGCAAGUUUAAGUGAGAUAUUGGUGUUAGUUGAGAAUAAAGGAGGAAAGGAGGAUAUUGAGAUAGAAUUAAACGCAAAUCUUCCAGAAGCUGAGUUAAAUAAGUUGAGGGAGCAAUUGUUCAUGAUUGGAUUUGAAUUACAAAGUCAAAAUUUUGGCGAAGAUAAAGGAAGUAGUGACUCUGACUGUAAGAAUAAUCAAGGUAGAAAACUGGUAUUGAAAAAACAAUCAUACAACGAAUUAGUUGUAAAGGAGGUAUCAAAUAUGUCAACUCAAAAUCAACAAGAAAUACCAAAUACUCAAACUCCGAAAUCAGCUUUGAAAAAUAAGAAGGAUAAUUUCAUUGAUAAAAGCCAGAAAUUGGAUGAAGAAUUGGCAGCAAUAAGAGCAGAAAAGGCAAAACAAUAUAAGGGUUCAACAAGUCAUUCGUCUAGAAACGCAAAUAAUACAUGUAAUAGCAACAAUAAUAAUAGGAAUUCUUCAGAUUCUCAAUCCUCAUUUAGAAGAUUUAUGAAUUUUGAUUGGUUUACCUCAAUGUUUUCAUCUAGAAGAAGAGGAACAUCUCAAAGAGAUAGAAUGUAUUUGGAUUCAAGCUAUUAUAGGUCUAAGAAUACAGGAUGCUGUGGUUCCAGUUGUGGAGGAUCUUAA